UGGUUGUAGUGUUUCUUCUUAUUGAUUCAUUUAUUUCAUUUUGAUUGUCUGUCGUAUAAUUCUUUUUAUUUUGAUUGGUUAGUUAUUAGUUAAUUUAUUAUUAUUGGUCGUGUUUAAUUCUUCAUAAGUUAUUGGUUCGCGGCGUCACGUGCGAAACGCGGGACGUGACAUCCCCGCCCUUGGUGUUCAAAUUUCCGAAGGAAAUUUGACUGAUCGUAGCAGAUGUAGUUGCGAUUGGUUGUUGGUCCAUCCUAACGGGCAACAGCGCGAACUACAAUUCCUUAUAUCAAAAGAUUUCUUUGGGGUUAUUGUGUCGUGUUAAGAUUGACAUUUAUGCAUUGCAGACAAAAUAUCGCGGGUUGGAGUUUUGUUAUUUGUAUUUCGCACAAUCUACAACGCGCUCUUUGAAUUUGUAUGCAUAAAAACGUGUUGGAGGGUCUUCGUAUGGGUCGCGAUAGCCUAAGUCUAGAUUAUCGUACCCGUCUUUUUAUUGUUUUUUAUUAGAAAUAUAAUUUAUUUGUAAGGUAUUAAAGUUACUACAUACAUGCGUUGAUUGGUGGUGGAUGUCCCUAAUAUGUGGCGACUUUUGCCAAUAUCGAAUUAAUUAUCUAUCUGUUAAUUAUUUUUAACUUCAUUUUAGUAGGUGACGUGUAAUUCAAAUAAAAUUAAUAUUAUUUAUGUAUAUGUGUUUCAUUGCGCGUGCGUAAGGACUAUUCCCUAUUCGUGACAAUCUAAGAUGGCCGUUCAUGAAUGUCUCUAGUAUACGGUGAAUUUUAUUAAUGCGGUUUUGUUAUUUAUUUGUUAAUUAUUUGUGACUUUAUUUUAGUAGUUGACGUAUAAUUGAAGUGGGAAUAAUAUUAUUCUGUAUUUAUUUUAGUGUGUAUAAUUAUUGCAUGUAGUUCAUUGCGCAUGCGUGAGAACUGCUUCAUGCUUGCGACGGAUUUCCAAAAUGGAUGUUUGUGUAUGUCUUAAAUAAGAGUGUGGUGUUUUGUAAAUUUGUUUGAUAUUGUAAUAAUUGUUUUGUUACUUAGUUUCAACUCCGUUCUAGCGAAGUAUCAACGGUGUUGUUUUGUGUUCGUCGUAAUGUUUUCUCAAAUCCUAUUCCUUCGAUGCUGCGUUACCGUGUGUAAGGCAUCAUCCGGUUUUCAUUAUAUUCAAAAUACUUACUACAGAGACCUUUAUUCAUCCUAUAUUUUUACUUCGUCUUUAUUCUCCAAGUCUACACGCUACGUCGCUCAUGCAAGAUACCUACCCAACGUAAUUGGCAAUUUUGUUCUGGCAGUCGUAUUCUAUGUUCUACGGAGUGGAUCCAUAAUUUAUCUCUGCGGAAUUCCUGCAUGUACACUUCCUUCUACAAUGAUUAAUUGUGGACUAGGUUUCCACUAUAUGCACUAUUCGACAAGCAGUGUCGCACUUACUUUGGUUUAACCACGAUAUUGUUAUAAUCGUUUAGUACUAUUAUAUUUUGUAUUAAGGUAAUUGAGGUUAAUUCUUUCAUUUAUUUCAGAUGGCUGUUAUACGUUAUGUUUUACGAAUAUGGGCUUAUGGCCUGUCUUUGCAUAUACACUUCCUUUUACAAUAGUUAAUUGUUCACAAGGUACUUUUCACUUUCACCGUUUUAAUCACUUUAUUGAAUUAAUACAUUUUAUAUUUGAGUAAUGUUUAGAAAGUACAUAGUAAUUUCCUUUUCUUUUUAGGUUUCCAUUAUCCGCAUUAUUCGACGAGUAGCACUACACUACAUACUACUGUACUGUGUUACCUUCUGAAAACGUUUCGUUUAUUGUUUAUUUCGGUUAUGCGCUAAUUUUAACUUAUUUAAGUGCACUGUUCGCGGAAUCCCUUUCACUUCAAUCAUGACGUUUUAGUUUUCUAAAAUUUCUAACACUCUAUGCGGUCCCGAAUAUUGGUCGGAAAAUUUUCCUCUUUUGGGUUCCUUUAAUAGAUAUACUAGAUCUCCUAUUUUGAAAUUUUGCGGGUUGAUUCGUCUGUCAUAGUAUUCUUUUGACUUUAAUUUGGAUUUUAUCAGAUUUUCUCUUGCCAUUUGUUGAACGGUGACGAUUUUAUCGAACAGGUCUCUGAGAUACUCUGCAUAUGUUGGUUCCAUAUUCUCCUCGGUUAUCAUCUCGCCAGUAGGUUCUCUGGCCAAGUGCCCAAAGACUAGUUCGUGUGGGGAGAAUUUUAUUCCUUCGUGUAAAUCUCGAAUCGUUAGUAUAUAUCCAUUUUCCUUGCGAACUAAUAACCUUUGUUGCAUUGGGUUCAAGACUACCAUGUAUCUAAUUACUACUUUCUUCCUUUUUUUCAUUUUGGUUUUUAUUUUGCGCCAAGACGCAAGUUUACUAUCACCAAACCAAUUAUCAAGUUGUUCGCCAAUAGCAUUCAAAAUACGAAGUCUUGUAAAUGCCAUAGCUAUAUUAAACCAUAAAUAUUUUGGAUAUAGUAUAGUAUGAUACCAUCUAUAGUUUCCAAGAGGAAUCAUUAGAUCAGCAUUUUUGCUGGCUACAUCAGACACUAGGUAUAGUAACCAAUGAAGUAUUUUUACUCCAAUUGUAAUCCAAUGGCUAGCGUAUUUACUCAAGGUUUCAUAUGCGCCUUCGACUGGUGAUUCUCUAUUUUCUUCUUUUCGAUUUCCUUGAGCCCGUUUAACUUGUGUUUUUCCAGCCUGAAUAUGUUUAGAAUUCUUUUCCUCGGUCACCCCUUUUCCUUCUUUAUUUAUUUUAUUCACAACCUGUUGAGUUUUCUCUACUUUUUUAGAAUGAAUAGGUUCACUGGAAGUGCUUAUUAUAUGUAAUUUAUUAAUUACUUGUAUGGGACGUUUAGGAAUAUUUUCAGUAGAUUUAGAAUUAUUCUUUGAAUUUUUAUUACAAACCUUUUUCCUUAUAGAUUCUGUUUUGAGUUUAGGGAUGGCUAUACUUUUAUUCUCUAUAGUCUGAGUUUUCUUAGAAUUUAAUGGCUUGACUUUGAGUUCGAUAAAGUUACUUUCUGAUGGUUUUAUAGAAGUUUUUGAGGGUGAUACGCUCGCUAUCUCUUUUCGUAUUAUAUUUGAAACGUUCACAAAAUUCGUGGAACCUUGCUUUUGUAUUCUUGCCGAGUCAACCGUGAUAUUAGGCAGGGGAUAAACGUCGCCUUUUCUUUCGUCGUUCAAUUUCCUAGUUUCUGCCUCUUCUGAAAGUUCUUUGAUAUUAGUGUUGUUUAUUUUGGCUGGGGAUUCGGGAGAUUUUUCACUCAUGAUUUCGUCUGUGCUGCCGUGCGUCCUCUUGCUACUUAAAGUAACAUCGUCUUUUAUCACAGCAACGGAACAGUGUUUGUAUUGGAAGGUUGGUUGUUUCAAAUAAUCAGCAUCCCUCCUUUGACUUGGAUCUCUUUUGAGAUGUUUAUCUACGCAUUUUUCUUUCCAGGUUAUUGCUCUUGCUCUUUUCCUAAUAUCUUUCUCUAUUCCCGGGUCGCUUAGACGAUUCCGCGACGGCGAUACAAAUCUCCAAUCCUGGUGGUGGUUUCUGAUGUUGUUACUAUCGUAUAGGACGAGUCUUGUUUCCAUUAUAAUUAUUCGGAGGUGUCGGACGAUUCUGCGUCGGCGGCACGAAUCUUCGAUCCUGGCGGUUAUUUCCGUUGAUAUUACGGUUGUUGUUACAAUUGUUGUCGUUGUUAGGGCGAGAGCCGUUCCAGUUAUAAUUGUUUGGGUUUCCUAGUCGUUGACAUCGCGAUCUAUUAUUUACUUCUUUCAAUUCUCUUGUAGCUCUCACGGCUUGGCAAAACGCGUCGUCUAGGGAUUGAUAUCCGGCUAAUUUUACCCGCAUAAAUACCUCGUUUGGGAGUCCUUUAACGAAGGCUUCUGCCGUGUCCCAAUCUAUAGUGUCUUGGACAUCCGCGGACACGGUAUCAAAUCCGCAUCUUUCCUCAUCCAUUAUUGCUAGCCUGAGAUUUUUGACGCGAUCUAUGUAAUCUAGGAUCUCUUCCCCCAGUCGUUGAAAUACCGUCGCUAGUUCACCUCUGUAUUCGUUAAUUGUUUUUCCCGGACCGAACAUAUUUUUUAACCUAUUUCCGAAAUCGUUCAGGGUUAAUACUACACCGUCCUCUACGGCGAGAAACGCGUGUCCGCGUAGUUUGUUCAUCAAUAAUUUAACUAAGUAAGGUUCUUGACUUCUUGGCACCAUACUUCGAGCUCGUUCGCAUGCCCUUAAAAAUUGAAAUACCGGUGGUCGAUGGUCGUCGAACACUGGCACUGACUGAAUCGCGUCUUUUAGUUUAAUUGGUUGAAAAUUAUCAUUAAUGGGUCUUAUUCCUCGCGGAAUUAACGGCGUCGAUGUGGGAAUUUCGGUAUCUCUCGAUUCCCUACUUGCACGCAGGUCUUCUUCCACACUGCUUAGACUUGCAUUAAUGUCGGUUAGUACGCGAAAAUUCUCGUCCCACGCUUUCAAUUUUUCCGACAACAACAUAAUCGUGUCCUCGUUUAGUGAGUCUCGUGCGACCGCCAUGUUUUUUUUUCCUUUUUGUAUAUGUUUAUGUGUAUGUUUCAGUUAAUAAACUGAAAAACUUUAAACCUA
This is a messenger RNA of Bombus terrestris (buff-tailed bumblebee), 4541 nucleotides long. RefSeq lists its product as uncharacterized. The transcript has 5 exons. The record is from RefSeq and is a predicted model, not a curated record. Bases 1084 to 1428 code for a protein of 114 amino acids. Lineage: Eukaryota; Metazoa; Arthropoda; Insecta; Hymenoptera; Apidae.